Molecule: messenger RNA, 1347 nt
Organism: Colletotrichum truncatum
Lineage: Eukaryota; Fungi; Ascomycota; Sordariomycetes; Glomerellales; Glomerellaceae
Source: RefSeq, a predicted model, not a curated record
AUGGAUGACAAGGAAGGCCAAACGAAGCCUACUGCGGCCCGGAUAACGACAACGGAGCCCAGGUUCAAAUUUCCUGAUUGGAUGGUCUGGUACAAGAAGCCCGAAUACAGGGAUUUUCGAGAGUAUGCUACAGCCAUUCGGACCGGAAAGCGACCUCUGAGUAGGGACGGUCGGGACAAGAGCCCCAUUCCCGCGCGGUUGAGUCUGGAAAAGGUGUUGGCCAACGAGACCUGCUCGCCAAUGUCCCUGUAUGACUUUUAUAUGUAUCUCAAGUACAUUGAGUUCUCUCCCGAGAACCUAGAGUUUUUCGUCUGGUUCCGAAACUAUGAAGCCAUUUACGCCAAGACAGGCAGUCUCAAGGACUUUCCUGUUGGCAAGAAGGAUCCCGACGCAGAAUCAUCGCGAGACAGCGUAACGGAGAGCACUAUAGGCUCCAUCCACAAGCUUCCGUCCAUCAAGAUGUCCGAGUUCGAAUGCGAUCCCGAAGCAGCCAACGAGACUAUGUCCCACAUUGUGCAGCUCAUUGCCCCCGAAGCCGCUUGCAGGCCAAACAGCAAGUGUGCUCCGACCGGCCGUGAUCGUAUCAAGUCUUGGGCCAACGCUUGCGCGAAGCCAGCGUGCUCAAACACCGUCGCUACCGUCAUUCCCGCUCGUAUCGCCCCAAACUCAGCGUACCGUGUCGAGCUCAAUGCAGUAGUCAAGACUUUCCUUCUGCCUGACUCCGAGAAGGAGCUCAACAUCCCCCCUGCCAUGCGUGACCAGGCGCUUCUCGACCUCCAGCACUCCUCUGAUCCCGCCCACCUUCGUCCCAUUGCCGACCAUGUCUACGGCCUGCUCAAGAACUGCUCUCACCGAAACUUCGUUAGACUCGGCGUCUCCAACGGCACCUUUGAGACUCUUUGCAUGGCUACCAGCGUGGGCAUCGCUCUCACCAUCGGUGGUUUCCUUUGCGUGAUUCUCAGAGCGUUCGUGCCAUUCAUGGGCGCCCACAGCCGUUAUAACGCUUUCGCACCUUGGCCCAUGUGGUUCGUUGGUAUGUCUCUUAUCCUCUCGGGAUUGAGGGGCAGCUGCUUCUUCCUGUUGCUGUUCACGAGACGCCAGCCACUACCAUGGGAACGUUUCGAUGACAGCGAAUCUCUAUUGUCGCAACGGACUGGGCUUAUGAAGUUUUUGUCUCGUAUGAUGAUCUUUGAUCGUAAGAUUCGCGUCAAGGACGUUCAUCUCAGGAGGUUGCAACACAAGAUUGUUCUGCAGGCUAUGCUUGGUGGUGCCAUCUUCGCAUGUCUAUGCUGCUUGCUAUUCGUCUUGUUGCCGGUCUGGUCACAGUCUUCACUUUCUGAGGUCUGA